Messenger RNA from Argentina anserina (silverweed cinquefoil), 1210 nucleotides. Its product is annotated as probable protein S-acyltransferase 12. Gene Ontology annotation, molecular function: palmitoyltransferase activity. NCBI's taxonomy places the organism in Eukaryota, Viridiplantae, Streptophyta, Magnoliopsida, Rosales, Rosaceae. The record is from RefSeq and is a predicted model, not a curated record.
UGUUUCCUACAACAACAGCUACCUCAAACCCUGGCUCCCGACAUCUGGAAACGCCUCUUCCCACCUCGUACUCGGAGAUCGAUUCCCAUUCCCAUUAUUCAAAUCGGCGGGAUACUAAGCCGCCGGCGCCCCCUCAAUCCCGGAAUGGAGAUCAACCUGUUCCGGCUUUGCUCCGGCCUCAAAGUCAUUAGCUACUUCAUGAUCUUAAUGGUCGCUGCCAUCGUUGCUGUCUCCUACUACGCCGUCGUCGUGCUGACGUGGGGCCCCGAGCUCCGGACCGGUGGCUUCCACUCUUUUCUGGCCAUCUCCAUUAUCGUUUGAUUUCAUGUUGUGUUUGACUUGCAGCUUAUAAUGUUAUUGUGGUGUUACUUUAUGGUAGUCUUUAGAGACCCUGGUUCUGUACCAGAAAAUUGGAAACCUCUCACGCAGGACGAAAUUUUGGAGGCUGGUAGUUCUCUGACUUCAUCAGAAAUCACAGCAGCUGAGGUUACUUCCAUGCACCCUACAGAUGGACAAGAAAGAAGACAAAAAGUAGGCUAUUGUAGUCGGUGCCAAAAUGCCAAGCCACCACGAUGCCAUCAUUGCUCUGUUUGUCAAAGAUGUGUACUUAAGAUGGAUCACCAUUGUGUUUGGGUGGUGAAUUGUGUUGGUGCCACCAACUACAAGUCUUUUCUACUUUUCUUGCUUUAUACAUUUUUGGAGACGACAAUGGACACUUUAGUUUUGCUGCCAAAUUUCAUCAAUUUCUUUUCUGAAGCCAAUAGUCAUUCCACAUCUCCUGGCAAUUUAGCAGUUGUUUUCGUGACAUUUGUGCUUAAUUUGGCCUUCUCAUUGAGUCUUCUUUGUUUCGUGGUGAUGCACGUAUCCCUUUUGUCAAGCAAUACCACUUCAGUCGAGGUUCGUGAGAAGAGAAGAGCAACCAGAUGGAAGUAUGAUUUAGGCAGGAAGAAAAACUUUGAGCAGGUUUUUGGCACGAAAAAAGCACUCUGGUUCUUCCCAUUGUUGUCGAAAGAGGAUUUAGACAACAUACCUGCACUUCGCGGCCUGGAAUUUCCCACCUUAUCAGAUAGUGAGGCUUGAUGCUUGGUGAGCUCCUAUAUUUACCUCCUUCAAGUCAUUGAAAUAUAUAAUCGACUCGUGCAUAUUUGUAACGUUGAGUCUGAUAAUUUGUGGUGUACAGUGUUUACUUUAGUCAACUUUAGGAUCUAUA